Messenger RNA from Drechmeria coniospora, 2397 nucleotides. RefSeq lists its product as uncharacterized. The transcript has 2 exons. Lineage: Eukaryota; Fungi; Ascomycota; Sordariomycetes; Hypocreales; Ophiocordycipitaceae. The coding region runs from base 1 to 2397 and encodes 798 amino acids. The record is from RefSeq and is a predicted model, not a curated record.
AUGGCCCUGGUGACGGUGUCAAUCUACUUCCUCGUCACCAACGGUCCUUCCCCCCACUUUCGCAGGGUCUUUUACCUGCACAACAAGAUCAAGAACCCGCUGAUCAAGCCGGGGAGCGAGCCCUCCGCCGAUGCCAAGGCGGACUGGGACAUUGACAUCGAGGACCUCCGCUACUGGAGCGAUCCCGACGACAACGAGGACCCCAACGAUGUCCUGCAAGGCGUCGAGGGCGAUGGCGUCGAGCGAGAUACCGGCGACGUGGCCCGCCUGCGGAAAGAAAAGGACCUGCGCAAGAUGUGGCGGUAUGCCUACAAGACGACGGCCAAUCUCAAGUCGUCGGAACGCAUCUACGGCAACACGCUCGAGAUGCUCGUCCUCCACGACAACCGCACCGAAGGCUUCGCGAGAAAGCUGACGGAAGUUCCGAAAUCCGACGUCCCCUUCACCGGUCAGAAGCCCGUGCGUUUCAACCCGUACCCCGACUACAACAGCGACGACUGGAAGAAGGCUGGGCACGCGGCCUACGUCCCGUGCAAGGGCCACACGGGCGAGAUCGUCCAAGAUUUGCUCGUCUUCAAGGGCCGUCCCGACGAAUGGCCGUCGCCCAAGUUCGGAUCCUACGACGUCCUGGGCAUGGACCCCAACAUUUGCUGGGAGCGCGAGACCCGUCUGGGCCCUUACGGAUUGGUCGAGCAGAAGAAGAAGAUUGACGGCGGCUACGCGACCGUAGACUGGGACAACGUCAACUGGGGCGAUCUGCAGCUGCGCUGCCUCGGCCUCAACUCCGCCCGCUUCGACAUGAAGCGCAGCAAGACCAACGAAUACCUCGGCGCCUACCCUGAGACGGCGAAGCUGGCAAAGCCCUCUCAGCAGCAGAAGCAACAGCAGCAGCAGCAACAGCAGCAGCAGGCGCAGACGCAGAAGACGCAGGACCAGGAGCCACAGCAGAAGGAGCUACAGAAGCAGGAGCCGCAGCAGAAGGACCAGCAGCAGGCCGAGAAGCAGCAACAGCAGCAGGGGCAGCAGGGGCAGCAGCAAAAGGAGCAGACAGAGGGCAACGAGGCCGUCACCGCAUCGCCCAGUACGGCCAAGAUCCAAAGACGCUCCGUCGAGGGGGGCGAGACAGAGGCCGUCAACAAAGUCGUCAAGGAGCCGCGCACCGCCAUCCUCCUGCGCUCGUACACCGGCAUCGAGUACACGGAAAACGACAUGCAGACGAUCCGCGCCCUCAUCACCGAGCUUAGCCUGAAGACGGGCGGCCAGUACGAGGUCUUCCUGCUCGUCCAGUCCAAGAAAAGGGAAGACCGCAUCUUUGACGACCCGGAGACGUACCGGACCGUCCUCCGCAACAACGUGCCGGCCGAGUUCCACGGCAUCACCGUCCUCUGGAACGACGAGCAGGUCUGGAGCAUCUACACGGAGCUCCGCGACGACGAGGAGCGGAGCGUCCACAUGGCCCAGUGGCUCUCCGUCCAAAAGUUUAGCCACGACCACCCGCAGUUCGACUUCAUCUGGAACUGGGAGAUGGACGUUCGCUACAUUGGUCACCACUACGACCUCUUGAGUAAGAUUGACGAGUUCGCGAGGAAGCAGCCGCGCAAGUACCUCUGGGAGAGGAACGAGCGGUGGUACAUUCCCGAGUUCCACGGAGACUAUGACACGGCCUUCCGCGAGGACGUGGCCAAGCGGCAAGGCAACAACACCGUCUGGAACCCCCCACCCCUGCCCUUCAUCCACCCCGUCGGGCCGAAGCCGCCGGUGAGCUCGCACGUCGACGACAACUACGAAUGGGGCGUCGGCGAGGAUGCCGACUUGAUCACCGUCAGUCCCAUAUUCAACCCGCUCAACAGCCAGUGGGUCAUGGGCCAUCACAUCUGGGGGUACGUCGACGACAAUCACAAGAAGGAAGACCUGCCCCGACGCGCCACCAUCGUCACCCAGUCGCGCCUGUCGAAGCGCCUCCUCGACAUCAUGCACGUCGAGGAGAAGCGAGGCAACCACGUGGCGUCGGAGAUGUCGCCCCAAACCGUCGCCCUCCUCCACGGCUUCAAGGCCGUCUUCGCGCCCCACCCCAUCUUCAUGGACCGGGACUGGCACGGCGACUUCGUCAACAAGUGGUUCAACCCGGGGCCCAACGGCGAGUGCGGCGGACGCGGCUCUCCCAUGGGUUGGGGCCGCGAGCGAAGGUAUCAGGGCACGACCUGGUACUAUCGCGCCGAGCCGCCGAACCGCCUCUUCAACAACUGGAUGGGCUGGCCCGACACGGGAAUCGGAGGGACCAAGUGGGAGGCGCACCACGGCCGACCAUGCCUUCCCUCCAUCAUGCUGCAUCAGGUGAAGAACACGGAGCCGACCGACGCCGACCACGCCUCCGGCUUCAACCUUUACUUUGGAUGA